Molecule: messenger RNA, 5527 nt
Organism: Aethina tumida (small hive beetle)
Lineage: Eukaryota; Metazoa; Arthropoda; Insecta; Coleoptera; Nitidulidae
Exons: 12
Coding region: 242-3109 (955 amino acids)
Source: RefSeq, a predicted model, not a curated record
CGCGCACACCGAAAUGUCGUAAAAUAAUGGGUAAAAAUGGUGGUCAUAUAAUAUUAAAAUGUGGUUGUUAUGUAGAAAAGACUACUUGAAAUUGAAGAAAAAGUGCCGAAACGACUGGUGAACGGGCCGCACAGUGCGAAAUCGUGAUCGUGUUCGUGACCGGAUUAAUAUGUGCGCAUCAAGAAAUUCGUGAAGUGCCUCGGGAACUAUUUCUUAUUUAUUUUAGGCGGCCGCACGAAUAAUGGCCCCGUCGCCCGAAAAUGACACCAGUCCUAAGGCCCCCGACAAAUGCGACCGUGCGGACAAAGUGUGCCUGAACGACACCGCCAAGGAGAACGACAAAGACGCGAAGACACUAUCCAACCUAAACGACGACGAACUCAAGGCGCUGCUUGAGGAGGCGAUCCACUACAAAAAUCCGAAGGACAAAGAGGGCAAAAGUAAAUUGUUCAAGAACUUGCUGAGCAAGGCGGUCGAGGAUGAGCGCAAGAACAGGGCGACGAGCGCGGGCGGCUCCGAGCUGGUGCGCUACUUCAACACGACCGCGCGGCCCAACGGCGGCCGCCGCUACGGCGGCGGUUCGGGCGGCGGCGCCCACGGCCAAGGCGGCGCCGGCGGCCGCCGCAAGCCCUCGUCCAUAUCGGAGAACGUGAUGCACGCCGGCAGUCUGGACAACCUGGCGAACGAGGAGCUGUACGAGGCGGAGCGCAGGCAUCGCACCCGUCGCAACGUCAGCGCCCGUCAGCGGGAAGGAGGCAGUCUACCAUGCAACGUGAACGCGAGCAUGACGCAGGUGCACGACCUGCAGUUCUUCGAGGAGGCGAGGCGCAAGCGGGAGCUGCGCAACGCCCCGGACUACACCGCCAUCGACAUGGAGUCGAUGGGGCUGCUCGAGGACGACUCGCUGGCCCAGAACUACCAGACGGAACCGCCGCCCGUCGAGCUGGCGGCGGCUGCGGCGGCCGCCGCCUCGGCCGAUAGUGCGGCCGGGGUCCAGGCGCAGCAGCAGCAGCAGCAACAGGCCGCCCCGGCCGUUCAGGUGCCGGCCAAGUUCACCAGCAAGGCCACCCUGCAAGUCUCCAACGUGGACGACUGCGUACAAUUACCGGAUUUGGAAUUAAACAAUGACAAAAAGACAUACGAUCUGGAAACACUACAAAACAAAGUGAUACACAGCAAGUACAGCGUUUACAUCCCCACUUACAGAAUGAUUGACGAAUCCAAAAAGGUAGAUGAGAACGGUAACGCUUUGCAACAGACCACCAACACCAAGUCGAAAAAGAAGAAGAUCCAGAGCGACAAGAACGUAGUGCUGAUUGCAUCGGAAAAUGUGGAGGGACAUCGUAGCGACAUCAUCAACGACAUACCCAAGCUGGUGGAGUUUAUCGGAGGAUCGGAGGCGUUGGGCAAGCGUCCCAACGUGCACAAGUCGAAGCAGCUUCACAAGCAACAUACGUCCGAAGACGGCUCCAAAGGUGGAAGCAAAAAGCAAAGAGCCCACUCGACCAAGGGCAAGGAGUCGCGGGCGUCCGAACUGAAGAAGAGCAACUCGUUGGGCGAGAUCUCGACAGCUAAUUUGGCGGACUUCGCGUUCGGCACUGACGUGGACGCCGACGGCACGAAACACGGCGACGGCGGCGCCAAGGUGGCGUUGCGCGUGACCAAGAGCAACAACGCCGACAGGCCGCGCGAGCGACGCUCGUGGGGCACGGUGGAGCCGCCACCGUUCCCCGGACUGUCCAACGACACGUCGAACGAGCACCUGGAGAACAGCGCCGCCGCCGACACUUGGAUCGAGACCAAGACGAAGAAGAAGAGCAAGAAGCGUCGCAACUCGGUAUCGAGCGGCGGCGGCCGAAGGCAGGCGACCGGCACCGAAGGCUGCGCACGGCACGCCCACAACAGGGCGCCGUCCCCCGACCUGCGGGGCAAGGUCGCCUGCUCGGUGCCGCACAGCGAGAAGUCGAACGACUCUUCCGACGUCGACUCGGUCCAUUCGUUGCCGAUCGACGGCCUGAACACGCCGAUAUCGUACGCGGAUAUCGCGAAGAACAGCAACGACCGCCUCAAAGAGAAGAAGCUCUCGCCGGAGAAGCCGGCCGUCGAGCCGCCGCCUCCGACUGUCACCAAGGUGACGGCUGUCCCGCCUCCGGCGGCUCCCGUUGCCGUCGUCCCCGUUGAGACUCCCCCAGCACCGGUCCCGCCCGCAGUCGUCAAGGACAAAGUCGUACCGCCCGAGCCGGUGCACCACGUCGAAGUCCGCACCGCCGCGGCUGUCGUUACGGCCGCCGUCAAGACUCCGACCGUUCCCGUCAAAAUUCAGACGCCGCCGGACGUCACGAACUUUAAGAGUUUCCCGGCUAUCAGUGGCGGCAAGUCGCAUGUGGCGCAAAAGGACGCGGAGAAGGUUAACGGUGGUAAAGUUGUUGGGCAACAGAAGACGAAGGCGGGUCCGCCGACGCCCAGUUUGGCGGCCAUCACGGCCGGCAAGGGCGCCAAAAACGGCGGCGUUUCUAAUGCUAAGGUCGCGUUGCCCGUCACUGUACCCACACAGAACGAUAUUAAUAUACAGAAUGAUUUGACGAUAAUCCAGGCGAAUGAACGCGAGAACAUACAGUUCAACGCCCAACGCCUGCCCCCCAAUAUACCGGACGUCCAGUCGAUUGAGAAGCAUUUCCUGAGCGGGGCGAGAGGCGUCCAACCGUCCGAAGAGACGGCCCUGCCGCCCGACAGCCCGCCCAGUGCCUCAUCCUCGUCCAGCGUUGUGUCGCACGAGACUGUCGCCAUGGGAGACACUGUUAACACGAACGGUCUGAGGGAGGCCUCCACUUCAACGAUGUCUUCGUCGUCGGAGGAGGACCAGGCGCCACCGGUUGUUAUACUAAGCGGCGUCAACGGCAAAGAGGUGCCGGGUUUGGUGUUUGGAUUCGAGGUGAAUGAGCAACUGCUUAACGAAGACGUGUGUGAGACCUUCAAGGCCCGUUACUACAUGCCGGAGCAGUACGACUCCCGUCACCACGACAAAAUCGUUAACUUUAUAGGUUUAGCUUGGGAAUCGGUGGUGAACCAGUCUAGCGACAAAGUGGUGUACUACGUGAACGGUCAGUAAAAAGUAACCACGAGGAAGUGCGCGUGCGCCACCGGACAAAAACAAUUUACAUAACUAAUUUUUGUGUAUUUAAAUAAUACUAGUCAAAAAAGAAUAUAAAAAAAACCCAAUAAACAAUAGAACGAGGAUCGUGUGCGGACCGGAACGCAGGAGUGCCGUUUUAUAAUGUUUAAUUUGUUAAUUGUGCAACAAAAAUAAAAAUGGGAGCAAACACGGACCAUCUCGAAUCGUACCACGGUCGCGUCGGAGCAAUGUCGAGUUGAUGAUGCGGCGUCCCGACGACCGGUAACGAGGUUUCGGGACGCCACACACCCCCCUAUUAAAAUAAAAUCACCCCCUUCGUUGUGUUUAAUUGUACUGUUUUAAAUGUCGGGACUAAAUGAAGCGAGUUUGUAAUGCUUUAGGAUCGUUUUUAGACACGGUUGUAGUGACCAUCAUCCGUCAUCAAUCAUCAAUCAACAACAAUCAUCGUCGUCAUUAUAAAAGUGAUCGUAUAUACAUAUGUAAAAAGUGUCUAUAUAUAUAUUUAACUGUAUUAGUGAAAUUACAAGGUUUAUAUGUAGGCUUAUUUUUGGUUCCAAAACACUUGCACACCUAGGACUAAGAGGUCGGUGGAUGUGGGGGUCACGGGCACGGUUGAUGCAACGAAUAAAUCUUCAAAAUACGCCGCAAGCUCUCUAACGUCGCCCCACAGGAAAGACAAUCAAUUUGGCCGCAGUUUCGAUCACAGUAAAGCAGAUUGCAUCGAAUGAAUUUGCCCCCCUGUUUAUGUAUAUACUUGGCCUCCUUUUUUUUGUAAUUUACUACUACGGGGUGCCCGUCCCUACCACAACCCGCCUCCCCACUGAAUGAAACUCAAGUGUUUGGCAUAUACAUAAUAUUUUGCUGUUUAAUCAUUUUAAGACGUAUUUUUGUUUGGUCAAUGUGUUUCUGCCUUAUUUUUUAUGAUUUACGAACGUUUUUCCUAAAUAAACAUAAACCAGGCUUCGGCCUAGGCCGAAGCUGUUUAAAAAAAAACGUAAAAUGUGUAAAAAUUUUAUAAUAAUAUUAACACACAACUGUCAGUCGUUUGUGCUUUGGAAGUUCCCUAAACAGAAAAAAAUGAAUUCACAGGGUAAAAAUGGUAUUCAUUAGGAGUUUAUUUAAUUUGUUUUUUUGGAUUUUAGUUUAUGGUGCUUAUUUAUUGAACUUCCGGACCGGAAACGGCUGACACCAGAAACACAUUGAAGUAUAUACGUAAAAACACGGUCGUGCUCAGAUUUGCAAUGAUUUACAUUUAAUAUGAGCAGUUUUACUGGUCGCAGACUCGUUCCUGUUUUGUUUUUAGUUAACAAAUUGUGCUGCCCACUGCUUCCAACACGAACGUGGCGCACGGCAUUUAUAUUUUUUUGUUUUUGUUUUGAGUUUUUGGGAAUCUGAGCCUCGACACACAUCAAUGUAACAUAGAUAUCAGAGUUAAAGCGUUUCUUUAACAAUGUUUAUUUAUUACUGAUUAAAGAAAAAAAUUUAAAGGUAAAAUUAAGUUCCGGAGGAUGGCGACGUUUUCAACCACAAAAAACUCGUUGAUCCCGGGGGACGCUAUAUAAAUGUAAAAUAGUUGUAAUAUUUAAUUAAAAAAAAAGCUAAGUCAUUUUUUAGUUCUUACGAUAAUGGCUAAAAUAGUUAUUUUUGAAAAAAAAAUUUUAGACAGUUAGAUGAAUAUGUCAAACUAGAUUUUGUACCAGUAUUUCGUUUUCUCAAAUAAAUUUACAUUUGUGCAGUUUUUCGCAGGUAUAAAUGAAAUUGAUAAACACAAAUUCAGUACUGGUUUCUACAAAUAAAAAUGCUAAAGGCGAAUACCCUGAUUAAAAUUACACGCUUUUGCGCAAACUAAGGAAAUUAUUAAAUGAUGAAUUCGCGAUUUGGAUCAGUUCAGGCCCGGUUUGCACGGUUUUAUAUCAAUACUUAUAUUUUUUAAUUAAUGCAAACCGCAGAAAGGACCCAAAUGCGAUUAACAGGUUUACAAACGUUUUUGUAUUUCGGAUAACUUAAUAAAUUGAGCUGAUUUUCGUUUAUUAAUAAUUAUGCUUUUAUUAAUUUUAUUCUGUAGAAUUCCAGAGAAGCGUAAAAGUGUAUAAUUGUUGUUAUUUUGUUAUAUUUUUCAUUUUUUUUGGUUAUUUUAUUCACAAAGUUUAUAUAUAUUUUGUAUAAAAGGCAAUUGUAAAAUAACAUAAUCUUGAACCGUUGUUUCAUUUAAAAGCGAUUUGUGAUUUUACGUGAAUUUUUUUUUUGUGGUAAAUUGUAACAUACUUAGCAACUAUUAACUUUUCUUUAGUUUCCAGGAUAUUUACUCAUGACAUUUUUUGAAAUCAAUUCAACUGUUAUAUUUUUAAAAAUGAAAAGUUAAUAUUGCUUUCUGAAUAAACGAUAAUUUAUUCA